This is a messenger RNA of Acaulospora colombiana, 870 nucleotides long. Lineage: Eukaryota; Fungi; Glomeromycota; Glomeromycetes; Diversisporales; Acaulosporaceae. The record is from the annotation of a GenBank genome assembly.
AUGGACUCCGACCGUCGUUCUGGAUUUCCUCAACAAUACGACAGCUAUUCACCGACAAAUAUCAGAUCUGCAGCGUCACCAACCCAAGGACGGCAAUCUCGCGAACUCUUGACAGAGUCCCGAUCAAGAGCAGAUGAUUUUAACCCUGAACAUGGGUGGGAUGUUUAUGCCGAUUUUAACAAUACAGGCCCUAGAUAUAGCGCUGUAAAAACUACGCCUGACGGUUACCAAUCGAUUCCUUCACCUGCUGCCGCUUCAUCGAGGCCCGUCCCAUCUGGUGCUACUAGUAAUGGCCGUGAUUUGGAAAAUGGUGUCGAACUGGUAACUGUUCCGGCAUUGGGAGCGGAAUGGAAGGCGGACGAGCUCAAGGCCAUGACGAAAAAGGGUCGGAAAGAAGAGCAGGAAUACACACGAAAUGAAAGAUUGAAGGCUUGGUGGAGAGAUCAGUAUGGUCUUUGUGGCGGAUGGGGUACCAGACGAGCGAUUGUCUGGACUGUCUUUAUCGCAUGCAUCAUAACCGGUAUCAUACUGGCCUUUACCAUCCCGCGCGCCCCGGGAAUCAUCUAUAACAAGGAUACGCCGUUGGGUCCUUCUCCCUACGAGGACGACGAACCCAAGUUUAGCUCGGGACUUCCUGUCUUAUUCCAAUUCAACGCUACUUUGGAUGUGCAUAUCAACACGGGAGAGAAUUUCCUUCCAUUACGCUUUAAGCACCUCAGAGCCGAGGUCGCAGACCUGGAUACCCAACAAUUGAUCGCUACCGGGGAUCUAGGGUCCUACGUUCUUCCUGCUAAAGCCUACGAGAGGGUUGCUGUACCCGUAUUCUUCAACUAUACUGCCGCCAAUAACACCGACCAGACUUGGGCCAAU